ACCGCUGGUUGUGGAGGAUCGCUGUCUGUGCAUCAGAUAAACGAGAUAAAUAGGCUCAUAUUAAUAAAUCUUAACUUGAGAGCCAAGUUUUUCACGGCGAAAUCUGCUGAUGAUCGUCUCUCGGAAUAACGGCUGAAGUCGAAAAAAUUUCUUCCGCGUUCACUCUCGCUGAAAGUUUGUCUUCUUCAGCAGUGCAAAGAUGGACGAAUUACCAUUCCUGAUAGGGAUCAUCCUAUCCAUCAUCACAGUCCUCAAUUUUUCCCUCCACAAACUAGAGGAAGGCCAUGUCGGAGUUUACUACCGAGGUGGAGCUUUGCUGCAGCAAGUGAGCAACCCUGGUUUCCACAUGAUGAUUCCAUUCAUCACCUCAUACAGGGCUGUACAAGUCACUCUGCAGACUGAUGAAGUGAAAAACGUGCCAUGUGGUACAAGUGGUGGUGUGAUGAUCUACUUUGAUCGGAUCGAGGUUGUGAAUGUGCUCAGUGCCGAUAGUGUUUAUGACAUUGUCAAGAACUACACUGCCGACUACGACAAAGCUCUCAUAUUCAACAAAGUGCAUCAUGAGUUGAAUCAGUUCUGCAGCGUGCACAGUCUCCAAGAGGUUUACAUCGACUUGUUUGACCAAAUUGAUGAGAACCUGAAGGUGGCUCUACAAAGGGACCUGAAUGAGAUGGCGCCAGGACUGUACAUUCAGGCAGUGCGAGUUACAAAGCCAAAAAUCCCAGAGCCAAUCAGGAAGAACUAUGAGCUGAUGGAGGGAGAGAAAACAAAGCUUCUCAUUUCCAUCCAACACCAGAAGGUGGUUGAAAAAGACGCUGAGACCGAGAGGAAGAAGGCCAUCAUUGAAGCUGAAAAGGAAGCCCAGGUGGCCAAAAUCCAGUUCCAGCAGAAGAUCAUGGAAAAGGAGUCGUUCCAGAGAAUGUCUCAGAUUGAAGAUGAAAUGCAUCUUGCCCAGCAAAGGAGUCGUUCAGAUGCAGAGUUUUACCAGAUGCAGCGGCAGGCAGAGGCAAACAACUUGCUGCUGACCCCACAGUACUUGGAGCUGCGCAAAUACGACUCUAUCUCGAAGAACAAUAAGAUUUACUUUGGAAGUCAGAUUCCAAGCAUGUUUUUGAAUGGAGGCUGCAGUUCAGAGAAGUUUGAGAACCUUUACGCGGCGGCGUCCGAGCCAAAGUCAGAAUCAGUCGAGUAAUUGUUUUUUGUCCGUGACAUUGUGCCUUCGCACAUUUUCUCUAGGAUUGUUGCAUAGAAAUUGGAAUUAACUUGUACAUUACAGUCAGUGGCCUCAAAAAAGUUGAAACUUGCCAAACCCCCAUCUUUUCAAACUCGAAUAUUUCAGGUUAAAAUUUGAACAUUUGUAUCAAAUCUUAGUAAUCGAGUAGGGUUUUUAGACUGGAUUGAUUUGAUUGGCCAUUGCUCUGAAUCGAGAUCUCGAGUGCUGUAGAAAAUAGAGUGAUUCGUUGGAAGACGCCCGUACAAUCCUAUUCCAUUCUCUCUUGAAGCCUUUUAAAUGACUCAAAACGAUAAAUAAUUAGUACCUCUAAUAAUUGUCGAGACCAAUAUGAAUCAGGAAUUUAACAACACAAGAGCCGAAUUAAAUUAAAAGUUGUGAGAUAGGAGUAACUAGCAGUAAUCCCAUUCAAAGGUGUUUGCACUUCUGGCCAUUGUUGUUCAAAGUCGAAUUUCAAGAGUUUCUCUAAAUCCAUGCAAUGGCCAACUCUCUCUUGGAACAAAGACAAAUAUCGGACCAGAACUGCAGCACAAUAUUCCUUGAGCUGGGAAACUUGCCGUACCACUGUACCAGAAAUUUAUCAAAGUAGAUUUCUAGUGAAAGCCUAAAUACCAUUCUGCAGGUGUUUGUUGUAAUGUUAAAGAGAUUUCCCAUUAAAGUCCCAACGCCAACAUUUGUGAUUGUCAGAUUCUUGUGAUUUGAAGUUUUAAUGCUAACAUUUUUUCCAAAUCUCAACUUGUCACUUUGAAAUUACUCUCUCAUAAAAUUAUACGUUUUUUUCUGUAACCACAUUCAAGUGUGAAAACUUUUCAUGUUGCCAAUAAACUUUUUAAGAUGUUCAAAUCUUA
Cloeon dipterum is the source of this 2079-nucleotide messenger RNA. RefSeq names its product erlin-1-like. Bases 200 to 1192 code for a protein of 330 amino acids. NCBI's taxonomy places the organism in Eukaryota, Metazoa, Arthropoda, Insecta, Ephemeroptera, Baetidae. The transcript has 8 exons. Gene Ontology annotation, molecular function: cholesterol binding; ubiquitin protein ligase binding. Gene Ontology annotation, biological process: SREBP signaling pathway. Gene Ontology annotation, cellular component: endoplasmic reticulum; endoplasmic reticulum membrane. The record is from RefSeq and is a predicted model, not a curated record.